Molecule: messenger RNA, 633 nt
Organism: Trypanosoma grayi
Lineage: Eukaryota; Euglenozoa; Kinetoplastea; Trypanosomatida; Trypanosomatidae
Exons: 1
Coding region: 1-633 (210 amino acids)
Source: RefSeq, a predicted model, not a curated record
AUGCACGUAGUUGCGCUGUGCCCUAUCCCCCCUUUCGCUCCUCUUCCGCUCUCUCAUAUUCGCGCCUGUGAUGACGUGCGGCCCACCUGCGCGUACCAGAAGGCCCCUGCUGCUUGCUACGCUUGCCAUUUACUGAACCGCCGAGGUGAGAGCCCGAUUGCUAAUGAUGAUGUCGCGUUACGUCUUGUGCGUGCUGUCCGUUGCCCUUUGCUUUGCCUGCGCGUGCGUGGUGGCACAGGACGAGGCAACAACCACGACAACCACUGUGGCUCCCGGACAACCGGCGACGACGACAACCACUGUGGCUCCCGGACAACCGGCGACGACGACGACCACCGUGGCUCCCGGAGCACCGGCGACGACCACCACCACUGUGGCUCCCGGAGCACCGGCGACGACGACGACCACUGCGGCUCCCCGACCACCGGCGACGACGACGACCACUGCUGCGCCCGCAAGAAGCACGACGACGACGGCUGCACCGGGCGGCUCUGCCAACAGCGACGGAAGCAGCAGCAGCAGCGGCUCUGCGUGGGUUCACGUGCCGCUGCUGGUGGCGGCUGUGGCGGCGUCCGUGGCUGCGUGCUGAGUGGCACCAACGGGAGGAACGCGGGUGGCCGCGUCGUCGGCUGA